UUGUCAGCAUUUUUAGAACCUGGGGAUGUCAUUAUGGCUGACCGAGGUUUUACUAUAGAGGACAAUCUGCUGCCUAUGAAAGUAACUUUAGUUAUUCCACCAUUUUUGAAAAACAAAAAAAGGCUUACACCUCAAGAAGAAUUGAAAACAAAGCAAAUUGCUAAGCUUGGGAUUCACAUAGAACGAGCUAUUGAGGCAAUGAAGAGAUAUAAAAUACUUCAAUAUAGAGUUCCACUCUCCAUCCAGUAUGUUUUCUCUCAAAUGGUAUUUGUC
This is a messenger RNA of Lymnaea stagnalis (great pond snail), 273 nucleotides long. The record is from the annotation of a GenBank genome assembly. NCBI's taxonomy places the organism in Eukaryota, Metazoa, Mollusca, Gastropoda, Lymnaeidae.